Xyrichtys novacula (pearly razorfish) is the source of this 35255-nucleotide messenger RNA. The record is from the annotation of a GenBank genome assembly. NCBI's taxonomy places the organism in Eukaryota, Metazoa, Chordata, Actinopteri, Labriformes, Labridae.
GUUUUGGGGGGUUUUGGGGCAGAUGGGACAUUCUGAGAACUUUUUAUCAUAGCUCAUCAUUUUCAGCACAUUUUUUCCUAUAGAAAAACACUGAUUAGAAAUAUAUCUCCGGGGGGUGCACUGAACCCCCUCCUUCCAACUAGACUACUGGGUGAGCUACGCAAACCUUGUACACCCAUAGUCUGUAGCAAGUGUCAACCAUAGAAAACAUUGUCACAUUGAUGAGCACACUGGCACGACACGGAUUUUAUUUUGAAAUUCUUCAGCGGAAGUGGUCUUGUUCGAAUUGCUCCGAAAUUGACAGGCUUAAGAUGUGAGGAGGCGUCUAAACAGGAAGAAAGUGGGAAAACAGCAAAGUGAUGGAUUCGUUUGUUACGGACGGAGACCACCGACACCUAUCCGCCAUUACACGCCCGGGAGGGUUUUAAAGACCACUUUUCCUCCGGAUCGAAGGAGUCCGGACGGUCUGUGGUGAACUGCGGAUCCUCUCCGCAGUCUCAGCGGCGGGGGGCGUUCAGAGUGGCGGCGCGCCAGACGAGCUGGUUAGCACACUGAGCUAACAUCUCCAGGCUGUGGGAGAAAACUCGGAUAAACUUUGUGAGAGAUUACAACCAGCAGCUGUGUGACUGUUAAACUGCUUCACUUGAACCUCUCGAAAACUUAGAAAUACCCAACCGCCAAAGAGACGCGUUAGCGUUCUCGGCGACGGGUUGGACCUGACUGUUUGUAAGCGAACUGACGCGCGUCAAAGUUCGCUUUCACUUAUUGCGUAUUGCACGCAGUUUCUUCGCUUCGAUACCAAGCAACGCGAACCUGGCGUGCGGUGCCACUUUUGACAGCUUUUCUCUUUCACACUCUCAUAUUGAGAGUAAAAUGUGACUUAUUUUUUAUUAUUAUUGAAUAAUUUAAACUUAAAGAGAGAUUUUUUUAGAUUUGAAGACUCAACAAGACGUCAAUAAGCAGCGGCGCGGUUCUGCCGCGUACGGAGGGUCCAGCGUGUUGUCGUUAGCAGCGGUAGUUAGCUCCUUGCUAACAACAAAACAGCCUCUGAUAGCGAGAGGAUAACAGAUGAAAAACACAUCAAGACACUUUCUGCACUAAACAAGAUCUUAACUUUGAGGUGAACGUGGAAAAAUAAGGAAUUAAUCAGCGUUAGCGCAGGAAUUAGCACCGAGUUAUGCGCGGCUGUGGAAGCGCGAGUUUAUUGUUGUUGUUGUUGUUUUUUUGGGGGAGAUAAUUGAUGGACUUGUUGGUUUUUUCUCAGUGUGAUUUCCGGACUGUGUUAAACCCUCUUUGAAUCCCCGUGCUGUGAAGGGUGUUAGCAUGGAGCUACAGCAGCCUGGCAGCAGCAGCAGCUCGAAGCGGUUACAUAACACCAGCAGGUCGCAGGAGAAGCUGCUUUUGAAUGUCUCCUCCUCAUCCUCUUCAGCCGGACUCUGACAGCUGUAACCUGCUCCGACCAAGCCCUCAGACUCUCACUGACACCAGGACGGACACACACACACACACAGACACGUAGACAGAAUAUCAGCACAGCAGCAUGGAUGAGGUGUGAGCCCGCAGAGAGACAGUGAGAGCACAGACACAAGAACACAACAACAGGAACCUGAAGAUGGACUCAAACCCGCUGAUCAACGGUGAGAGCUGCUGCAGAUUCAUGCUGUGUUUACAUUCUGCAGCUCUGUGUGUGUCUGUGUGUGUGUUGGAGAGAGGCAGCACUGCAACAGGUGUGUGAAAGCUGCUGAGGCCUGCAGCAGCCUGCAGCUCACAGAGAGUGUGUGUGUGUGUUCAGGUGGGAUGAUAAAGCAGGUAUGUUCGUGUGCUGCAUGGAGUCUUUGAUGUGAUUUACUCCCUCUCUUUCAGCAUGUAGAAACUUGCGUCCUCUCAGAGGGUAACUUUGAGUGAGUGUCUGCAGGUUGUAAAUAUCUCAGAGCUGAAGAUGUAGUAUCUCGUGCUCCUCAGGAAAAGUUCUGACUGUGAUGUUUAUCUGUUUGCUGUGAUUUUCUCCGUCUGCAGUUCAUGUGUUUUUUUGUUUUGUUUUUUCUUUUGGAUGAGGAACCUUUUUUGGGUCUGGUUCAGUGUUGGGUUUUAUUUUAGAGGACGGAGAUUGUCUCAGAGGGCUUAGCUAAACCUUCCAGACGUGAAUUAGCUCCAAACUCAAUCAGUACAUUUACCUGACAAUCGAGAAAACCGAAUUAUCACCUUAUUUAGACUAAGACCAGACAACUGAAGUGCAUGUAAACACCUUAGUCCAAAUAUAAUCGGAGAACUCUAAUUAAGACACCCAGAUAAUGUGAUUGAAAUCCAAUUUUCUCUAACAUGUAACCAGUGUUGUCUGAGUAUGAUCAGAUAAUGCACGUGCGUGUGCACCAUGCCCCCGUAACCGCGGGACAAAAACACCAGAGAGGAAGAGUAACAUGCGUCUUAUCUGCAGACAAAGUAGUGUGUCCAUUAUGUAGGACAAAAUCAACGCUGUACGAUGCUCCAUCUUCUUGCUCCGAAAUGCCCAGCAGCAGUUGUAGACACUUCUGAUGUCUGGCACAGACCUGCUGUUGUUGUUGACGGUUGUAUGGGGUCGGAAACAGCGCAGCUGAUAAGACCCAUAUUGCCCCCUAGUUUUGGGGAGGAGGACAAUUUUCUCAGCUGCAUGUAUACAAGGACAAGGAGAGAAGUCCGAUUCAGAGUAAAAAACAAAUUAUGAGCUUAGUCCGAUUAAGCUGGCUGAAGUAAAAGGUCAGUGCUAUAUCUCUAACUGAAACAAACAGCACACAGUGAGUGUUGAGGCAGAUGUGCUGCAGGAGAGGUGAACUCUUGGAUACCAAUGACAGACAGGACACCUUAGAGGACCCUCCACAUCCCUCAGCAGCUUUAGGCUGGAUGGGAUAUAUCAUCUCUCCAGAGAGUUCUAGUCCAGGAGACCUUUAACUGAUCCACCUCCGCUGACCCCUGUGAUGUGAAGGAGCAGCAACACUAUCUCUACCGCUUCACCAGGACCUUUACUGCGGACCUGGAGGGGAACACUCCGAAUCGAAGUUUCAUGCAGUCAGGUUCAGGUGUGUUGUUGUCGGAGAACCAUGAUGGUCAGGUGAGAAGGUGGUCAGUAUCACAGAGAUACUUACUGAUUCAUUAAAACGCUCGGCCUCAUUCACACUGACUGUGAGUGUGUAGACGGGUUGAAUGCAGUGAUUUGGUACUUGCACGUUGUCAUAGCAACACUGACGCACUCAUGAUGCGAGUGUCAAACAGUGUUUGUGAGAUGUGACAUGUUUCUGAUCUGAGUCACAGACUGAAGAAACACAGGAAGGACCCAAGAGUCCCAGGACUCUGUGUGUGUGUGUGUGUGUGUGUGUGUGUGUGUGUGUGUGUGUGUGUGUGUGUGUGUGUGUGUGUGUGUAUUCUGAAGGCUGUUGAGAUCCAAAUUAGGGCUGGGCGAUAUGGGAAAAAGUUUAUCAUGAUAUAUUUUUUUCAUAUCAGUCGAUAUCAAUAUAUGUCAUGACAUAAAAAAUGAAAUUUAACAGUGUUUGUUGGUAGCUUGUCUUUUGCAAUACAAUAAGCCAAUGCAUCUGUGAGGUCUUUGUGUCUCUUCGGCGUUUUGUCAUAAGGCAUUGCCCUGGAGAAAGCAGAAUAAAUGGUCGGCUGUUUCGGCUGCACAAGUGCCAUGGGCUCCUUCCUCCUCUCAGGGUUUGUAACCUUUUGCGUUGCACGUUCUCUGCAGUGUGACGCUGCUUCAGGUGGUGAAAAAGAUUUGAGGUAUUCCCCGACUUUGUAACAACAUCUACUCAACGUAAUUUGUGGUGCACAUUACUCUUGCUUCAUGUCCGACCUCAAAAAACCAAAAUACCUCCACAUCACUGACGUUUUCGUGCCAGUGUUGUUGACAGUGUCAUCAUCUGUUGAGCCUUCGACAUUUCUGUCGGGGUUAGCACUCAUUUUCUUUUUUUCUCACCAACAGUGCUGUCGGGUUCACCGGUUGUGUGUAGCUGCUGUCUGCUACGACGCAGUUGUUUGAUACUUAGUUCUAAUUUAGCACAUGAUCGGUUCAGUGUGAAGCGGAGCCGGAGCAACUCCCCUUUUCAUUCGCUAUUCAUAUAGUCUACCAAAACAUGGCAGAAUGACGACUAUCGAAAAGGAUAUUGACCAUGUUUUAUAUUGAUAUUGAGGGAAAUUAAUUUUUGAUAUUAUUGUUUUAUCGCCCACCCUUCCUCCAAAUUGACUAACUGGAAGCACAGAAACCACAAGGUAACAGGAAGUGGUCUGCCUGGAGUUCAUCUGCUGAAACACUCAGGCUGGAGGAGGACAGUUCAAAGUUUAGAAAUUGGUUCAGGUUUUGUGGUGACCUGGUAUUCGUCACCUGAUGGGAAGACAGGUGUUCAGACCUGUGGCUCCGCCUCUUCCUGCUGCAGUUUUGUGUUCCUGCUCUUUGAACUGAACACACCCUGAUUCAGACUGUCGGCUCUGAGCUCCCUGUAGUCCUGAAACAGGUCAGAGUGAAAACCCACCAGAGGAAAACUUAGUGGAGGGCAUGGAUAAGAAACUGGGUCUCAUCUGGAUAUGUCUCCUUGUCUCAGGUUAGAGCGGGAAUCCCAAAGCUUUGAUUUGAAUGAAUCAGAGUCUGCUGUGUUUCCUCAGUGUUUGGUUCCAGUCUGUAGCUAUGGGUCUGACCCCAGCCUAAAGUGAGUCAGCCUGGGAUGAAGAGCAGAGAGGAGCUCAAACAUGUAAACAUCUACAGAGUCGGCCUUUUGUGGGACGGACUGAGAUGAGCGUGUUGUCAGUCCUCGUGUGUGUCAGACCUGCAGAGAUCAGGUUCAGGUCUCCUCUGAUCUGCCCUGAGGCCUCUCCACCAUCACUGCUGAGCCCACAAAGACCAGCUGUCAGUCCUGCAGACUCGAUCCCCGUCAUUAUCAUUCUGUCUGUCCUUGUGUUAGCAUAAACAGAAGAAUCACCAACAAAGAUAAGUUGAAGUAUAGCGGAAUUUAAGGUGUGGUAGGCAGGAUUCUGUUAAAGAAGCAUCUUUUUUUGUGGUGUAUUUACAAAAAAUCUUUUAGUAUCAGUCAAUAGUUAUUAGUUAUUGAUGAAAUGUAGGAAUAUAACGAUAUCGCUGUGUUCUCUUAUGUCCAUGUAGUCAACAUUUUAACAUUUUUUGAGCAGACACUGCUCCCUCUUGUUCCGAGGCACGCUGCCCAUCCUCCAAUAACGUUCAUGAGCCCAAACAAAGUUAGAGUGCUACAAUAUUGGACAGUAGAAACCAACCAGAAAGUUUGGAAAGUUGUCUGAAUCCUCCUUUGGCCACAACUGCCAACACAAGCAUGAAAACGAAGUAAAUACCAGAGAUUUUGGCGAAAUAACGGCGCUUAAAAAGGAGGUAGACCGGACAAGAGCUAAAAAGCUGGGUCAACAUAAACGAUGGGGGACACCUCUGGAUCUUCGUGACUCGGUAACCCUUUCUGCUGGACAGGUAAACCACUUUAACAUAGUAAGCCAAGUGUCUGUAACAGAAGUGUUUCUCGUCAAACGGGACCUGCUGUAGUGUGUCGUAGCGCCGCUAAACUGUUGACCUCGGGUCCUGGACUAUGUCACUUUAUCCUAGUUGUAGAAGUCCUGCAAACAUUGUGUUUGCUGGUAGUCUGUUGGCAUCUACAGUAGCACCAAUGCUUUUUACCUUCACCUUGACUGGGCCCCAUUUGUAUUUAUCUGCAUUAUAUCUGAAUUUAAUUGGAACGAUACAAGCGAGCAGGAGCGUCCUUGGGUGGGGAUUGCUGGAGCAGAGAGGGAGGGGAGAGGAGGAGUUGAGGGGAAAACUGGUUGGCAAGAUUUCUCCCAUAAACUGGAACUUCCUCAGAUCCUGACCAUCCCACCUUUAAGAGACUCAAACAUCGAGACAACGACGACGAUGUGAAGGACGAUAAACCGUUCCAACAUCCUGACCAAGUUUAGAGCAGAAAAACGACGGCUCCAUUCAGGCCUUGAAAUCGGUCCAACACUGUCAUUUACUGCUCAGUGUGCCCACACACACACACACACACACACACACACUGACAGGCUCUCUGCCACAGCAUUCAAUAAGAACAGAGGAGGAGGAGUCCGAUGUGUCCAGGAACAAAAGGGAAGUGAUGGCACCAAAUCAUAAAACAAACAAAACCCAACACGCUUCCCGAGCCCACAGACACCCCCCCCCCCCCCUCACUGACUCACUGCAGCUGCAGCUCCACUUGUACCCGACUAAUGAAAACACACACUCCACCAUCAGAGUCCCAGAACUGGUCUAAGCUGUCCUAAAGAUUCUGGGUCUGCAGAAAAACCCAGUAUCUCCAUCAGAUGGUUUUCUCAGACUCCAACAGAAUCCUGAAGGGUCAAAGUUCGGCCGCUCCAAGUUCUUGGGCACCACGUCACGAACAUUUCCAGGAAUUGUACCUGUUCUUGGCAAAAACCCAAACCUGUGAUCUGGGACUGAGCCGGGUUUGUAUAUGAGGACUGAAACCGUUCUCACAUUUCUUAAGGAUAUUCUUUAUCAUCUUACCCCAAAUUUCCACCACACCUGAAAUGGCGGUGAUUUUCACCAUACGCCAAUUCCUACAAGAUCUGUUUGUGAGGCGAAUUUUGUGGUGGAUUUUGGACAGCGGGCAUCGCGAGAACUCACAAGAAUCCGCGGAUUCACAUACAAUUGCGCAAAAACGAGUUGUCUCUGGCUGUGUCUUAUUUCAGAGACCGCAUCGGGAUAAGCGCGCUUAGCUGAGCGCACUGCCAUUAUGUGCCGUUAAGUACCCUUCCUGUGUCCCAUUUCAGAGACCGCAACCGUCGAACGGCGCAUUUGAAGCAUCCGUGAGGUCAUCACGCGGCACAAAUGGUGUCCCAUUUGGCACAAAAUGCUUAGCGCGUUUCAAAUUCGGUCUCAAACCACACUCCCCCAAACCCCUUUUUCAAGCGUGCAUUUACGCACGCUUUCGUGCCGUUGGUAUCCCAGAAUUCUUUCAGAGAGAUUUUGUGGCUUCUGAAGAAACAAUCAAACUGAUGAUCAAUAUUUGUGAUCCAGAGGGAGUCGAGCUCAGACAAGCACCACGUCUCUGACACCGGCGGUAACCUACACCUGCAGAGACACCAACACCUUAUUAUGGCAUAUGGAUUCAUAUCAUAUAUUAAAGCUCAAUGUCAUUCACGGAUAUUUACGGCUGCAUAAAUGGAUAUAUCCUCAGCAUAUUCAUUUCUGCCUCCACAAAAGCAGCGAUUUCCUCCAAGUCCACCUGUUUUUUUCCCUGUAGAAAAGACGUAUUUCUCAUAUAUUCUUUUGUCAGUCGUGACGUGAGCCUGAGGGCGGGGACAUUUGGCGACCUUCAGAGGACUUCCUGGUUGAGUCGCCAAAUGUCCCCGCCCUCAGGCUCACGUCACGACUGACUUAAAGAAAACCCGCGGAGCGCAGCAUUUAUUGUUUUAAUUGUGCGACCUUGUACAGACACAAAAUAGUAGAUACAUACAAGCACAAUUCAUCCAAUGAUUGUUUUGUAUGAAGGAGUAUGAGGACCGUAUUGAGAAUUUUUUUUAAAGACUUUGACAUUUAAGUCGUGAAUUUACGCGAAUAAAGUCAUUAAUUUAUGAGAAUAAAGUCAUAAGGUUCCCUGUUAUUUCAGAGGAGACUUGUUAAAAUUAGGGCCAUGAAGCAUUUAAAGGAACUGUGCUUUAGUAUAGGUUUCACAAACAAGGAGAUACUGCAUCCUCUGGCACAUCAUCAUCACAUUGUCAUAAGUAUAAAGACUUAAAACAGGUGUACUUGAAGAAAAUCGCUGCUUUUGUGGAGGCAGAAAUGAAUAUGCUGAGGAUAUAUCCGUUUAUGCAGCCGUAAAUAUCCGUGAAUGACAUUGGGCUUUAAUUUAUGAUAUGAAUCCAUAUGCCAUAAUAAGGUGUUGGUGUCUCUGCAGGUGUAGGCUACCGCCGGUGUCAGAGACAUGCUGCUCGUCGGAGCUCGACUCCCUCUGGAUCACAAAUGUUGAUCAUCAGUUUGAUUAUUUCUUCAGAAACCACAAAAUCUCUCUGAAUGACCCGCUGAUGCAUCCACCGAUAACCCUGCAGAUGACCAGCUUCAGUCAUUUCCCCCUCCACAAAAGCAGCUUUAUGACUUUAUUUACUUUAUGACUUUAUUCUCUUAAAUUUACAACUUUAAUCUGUAAAUCUUGAAAAAAAGAAAAAACUCAAUGUUGUCCUGAUCCUCUGCUGUAGUUUUUUCAGCUUUCUUAUUUCUAAUGUUUUUUAUAGUUGAAGCAGAGCGGAUCAGUUCGUCUCUAAAUCUAUAAUGUUUGGUUUGCAGAUUUUAGUGAGUUCAGAGAUCAUGUGCUCGUACAGCCUGAGCUGACUGUCUGCUGUUUUGGGAUUUCUUGUAUUUUCUUUGAAGACACGCUGCGUCUCCAAGCGAGUCCAGCCUCUCACCUGAAAUGUGCAGCUGUGCAGCAGCACGCAAAGAAUUCUGGGAUACCGACGGCUUGCAAAAUGCUAAGCGCGCUUAGCAUUUCUUAGCAUUUCGUGCCAAAUGGGACACCGAUGCGGUCUCUAAAAUGGGACACAGCCUCUAUAAAGACAGCCACAUAGACAUAAACAUUAGAUUGUGUCCUUCCAGAGGAGGAAAUCUACUUCUAGACUUCUAGAAUCAACAUCUCCUCAUUCAUGGUGUCAUCGAGGUGAAAUGACGUCUAAAAACCUUUCACUUUAAACACAGAGUGUUUUAUUUUGAAAAGAAGUCUGAUGUUUUAUUUUGUGUCUAUGCCCGACUCCUUUCCAGCACGGGUUAAUCUGUGUCCGGAAAAAAUAGAAUUUUUGAGAUCAGCUGUGGAGCCCGGCGGUCUUCAGAGCAACGGAAAGAAGUCGGUGGAAAUUGACACGUUAACUUGAAUGAUUACGAUCAGCUGCGAUCGAAGGAUACGGCCUUUUCCUAGCAGUUCAGGAUUCGGUGGAAAUUGGGGGGUAAAGUCUUUGAACCCCGAUUAGAAACAUCAGCGCACUCCGGGAUCCUCCUCAGUCCCUCUGCUGGAGUGCUCUUUUGCAGGGCAGCAGCUCAGACUGCUGCCACCCUCUCUCUCUCUCUCUCUCUCUCUCUCUCUCUCUCUCUCUCUCUCUCUCUCUCUCUCUCUCUCUCUCUCUCUCUCUCUCUCUCUCUCUCUCUCUCUCUCUCUUACACCUCGCUCUCCCUUGGUUACCAUUGAUGAAAGGUCUCUCACCAUGGCGAUGGUUUCCAAGGUUUUUGAUAGGUUAGUUGUGUAACAGGUCAGCCAAUGGUAAUGAGGUUCAUCUCCAUCCAGCCAGUGAUCACUUUACUCUGACCUUCUCAGAGCGAGCAAGUGUGUGAGAGAGAGAGAGCGGGAGAAAGAGAGAGAGUCACCUCCAUAACUGUGGGUGAACUCUCAGUUUAAUGGUUGGGAGGACGACACACAACAAAAUAAUCAUUUUUACAGGGUUGCUCUUAUUUUGGAGACGAGAGUGACGACACAGACGACAGAAAAUGAGGAACAGCGUCGGCAGAAGUUUUUAACAUCAGAUUAAAAUGUGAAACUUUUUAUUUGAGAUAAAGAAUAAAAAACUUCAAAUGUCUGUUUGACCAGAAGUCAAAUUUCAGAAUUUAGAUACCUGUAACUUAAAGAGGAGAGAGUCGGAGGAGGAGAGAGGAGAGCAGGGAAAGGAGAAGAGAGGGGAGGAGAGCAGGGAGAGGAGGAGAAAGGAGGAGGAGAGAAGGGAGGAGAGCAGGGAGAGGGGGAGAAAGGAGGAGAGGAGCGAGGGGAGGAAAGGAAAGAAGAGGGUAGGAGAGAAGGAGAGGAGUGAGCUGGGGCUGGUGAGGUGAGGAGAGGAGCAAGGGGAGGAAAGGAGAGUGGAGAGGAGAAAUGAUGAGGAGAAGGAGGAGGAGAGCAUUAGUUACCGGUUGUAGAUGCGCCUGUAUUUAAUGAUUUCCUAUGACGCUCCCCUCUUCUAUCUGAGUGACUGAUUUUGUCCCCCCUACACCCCUCCCCACAGCUAUGGACCCGUCCAUCACGCUGUGGCAGUUCCUGCUCCACCUGCUGGAGGACCAGCGUCAGCGUCACCUGAUCGCCUGGACAGGUGAGGAUGGGGAGUUCAAGCUGCUAGACGCCGAGGAGGUGGCUCGACUGUGGGGACUACGCAAGAACAAACACAACAUGAACUAUGACAAACUGAGCCGAGCGCUCCGAUACUACUAUGACAAGGUACUACACACAGUACUACAUAAACCUGGUUAGAUAGAGGUUAUAAGAAGAAUGCUUCAUAGUACUGAUGAGACAAAGACAGAUCAACUGAGAAACUGAAAAUAUCUGCUCAAUUUACGUUAUGAUAUCAACAUGGUUCUACAAAGUUCUUAGAGGAACAACCAAACAGGUCAAAGGUUCUGAUAAAGGAACAACCAAACGAGUCAAAUGUUCUGACAGAGGAACAACAAAACAGGUCAAAAGUUCUGAUAGAGGAACAACCAAAUGAGUCAAAAGUUCUAAGAGGAACAACCAAACAGGUCAAAUGUUCUUCUCAAGGAACAACCAAACGAGUCUAAUGUUCUGACAGAGAAACAACCAAACAGGUCAAAAGUUCUGAUAGAGGAACAACAAAACAGGUCAAACGUUCUUAGAGGAACAACCAUACAGGUCAAAAGUUCUUCUAAGGGAACAACCAAACGAGGCAAAUUUUCUGACAGAAGAACAACCAAACGAGUCAAAUGUUCUGACAGAGGAACAACCAAACAGGUUAAACAUUUUCUAGAGGAACAACAAAACAGGUCAAAAGUUCUGAUAGAGGAAUUACUAAAUGAGUCAAAGUUCUGAUAGAGGAACAACCAAACAGGUCAAAAGUUCUUCUCAAGCAUCAACCAAACUAAUCAAAUGUUCUGACAGAAAAACAAUCAAACAGGUCAAAUGUUCUUCACAAGUAACAACCAAACAGUCAAAUGUUCUGACAGAGGAACAACCAAACAGGUCCAGAGUUCUUAGAAGAACAACAAAACAGGUCAAAAGUUCUUCUACGGGAACAACCAAACAGGUCAAAAUUUCUUAGAGGAACAACCAAACAGGUCAAGAGUUCUUCUAGAGGAACGACCAAACAGGUCAAGAGUUCUUCUAGAGGAACGACCAAACAGGUCAAAAGUUCUUCUUUAGGAACAACCAAACGAGUCAAAUGUUCUGACAGAUAAACAACCAAACAGGUCAAAAGUUCUUCUAGAGGAACAACCAAACAGGUUAGAUAUAUUUUUCUCAAGUAACAACCAAACGAGUCAAAAGUAAUGAUAGAGGAACAACCAAACAGGUCAAAAGUUCUUCUUUAGGAACAACCAAACAGGUCAAAAGUUCUUCUUUAGGAACAACCAAACGAGUCAAAUGUUCUGACAGAUAAACAACCCAGCAGGUCAAAUGUUCUUCUAGAGGAACAACCAAACAGGUUAAAUAUAUUUUUCUCAAGUAACAACCAAACGAGUCAAAAGUAAUGAUAGAGGAACAACCAAACAGGUCAAAAGUUCUUCUGUAGGAACAACCAAAUGAGUCAAAAGUUCUUAGAGGAAAAACCAAACAGGUCAAAAGUUCUGAUAGAGGAACAACCAAAUGAGUCAAACGUUCUUAGUGAAACAACCAAACAGGUCAAAAAUUCUUCUAAGGGAACAACCAAACAGUUCAUAAGUUCUGACAGAGGAACAACCAAACGAGUCAAAUGUUCUGACAGAUAAACAACCAAACAGGUCAAAAGGUUUUGAUAGAGGAACAAAAAAAGAGGUCAAAGGUUCUUCUAGAGGAACAACCAAACAGGUCAAAGAUUCUGAUAGAGAAACAACCGAACAGGUCAAAUGUUCUGGUAGAGGAGCAGCCAAACAGGUCAAAACUUAUUAGGAACAACCAAACAGGUCAGAUGUUCUUCUCAAGUAACAACCAAACAGGUCAAAAGUUCUGAUAGAGGAACAAUCAAAUGAGUCAAACGUUCUUAGUGGAACAACCAAACAGGUCAAAAAUUCUUCUAAGGGAACAACCAAACAGUUCAUAAGUUCUGACAGAGGAACAACCAAACAGUUCAUAAGUUCUGACAGAGGAACAACCAAACGAGUCAAAUGUUCUGACAGAGGAACAACCAAAUGGGUCAAAGGUUUUGAUAGAGGAACAAAAAAAGAGGUCAAAGGUUCUUCUAGAGGAACAACCAAACAGGUCAAAGAUUCUGAUAGAGAAACAACCGAACAGGUCAAAUGUUCUGGUAGAGGAGCAGCCAAACAGGUCAAAACUUAUUAGGAACAACCAAACAGGUCAGAUGUUCUUCUCAAGUAACAACCAAACAGGUCAAAGUUUCUGACAGAGGAACAACCAAACAGGUCAAAAGUUCUUAGAAGAACAACAAAACAGGUCAAAUGUUCUGAUAGAGGAACAACCAAAUGGGUCAAACAUUCUUAGAGGAAAGACAAAACAGGUCAAUAGUUCUUCUUUAGGAACAAUCAAACAGGUCAAAAGUUGUGAUAGAGGAUCAACCAAACAGGUCAAAGGUUCUGAUAGAGGAACAAUCAAAUGACUCAAAAGUUCUUAGAGGAACAACCAAAAGGUCAACAGUUCUUCUAGAUUAACAACCAAACAGGUCAAAAGUUAUUCAAGAGCAGGGGUCGGCAACCCGCGGCUCUUGUUUAAAUAACAAAUACUUAAUUGCAUUUUAUUAUUUUAUUUUUUUUUGUAAUUCUAAAUUCAAAGAUUAUAAUGCUCUUGUAACAUUAAAUAAACUAUUAAGGCUGCAACAACGAAUCAAUUAAGUAGAUUCGUCGUGACGAAAAAAUCCGUUGCCAACAAAUUCUGUAAUCGAUUCGUCGGGUCUUUAUAUAUGUCCAUGGACACCGGCGUGUAAACAUCAGCAGGACGCACAGAAAAGAAACAGCCAUGGCCAAGGCAGCGGCUGAGAAAAACAUGGACACAACCCAACCCAAAUCCCGACCUAAAACAUCAGUGGUGUGGGAAAACUUCACCAAGACUGAAAAGGAAGGCGUUCAGUGCAACAUUUGCAAAGACCGUUUUGCAUGGCUCGGGAGUACAUCGAUGAUGCGUGAGCACAGGGCUCUCAAGUCUCACGCAUUCAGCGUAUGACACACGCAUUCCCACUCGUUAUCAUUAUUUCUAAUAUGAUUUAUUCUCAAAUAUUAUUUCAUUAGAUUCCUGUCAAACUAAACGCAAAUGUAAUGAUGAUUUCAAGCCCUGAAGUGGAUGCAUUUUUGAUGUAAGCUUAGUUAACCAAUUUACAAAUUCAUUUCACUUUAUAAGUCAUCCUUUAUUGAAAUAUUUUAUGUUGAUACAUCUUGUUUCUAUUUCUUUGAUUGUCUGAGCAGAAAAAAUCAUCCACUGAAGACAAGCAAAAUAAACCGUCUAACUGAAUCCUGGAUCCUGUGUUUGAAUGUUCACUUAGUAUAGGAUGCUCAAUGAGCCAGCAUCAGCGUCAACAUAAUCUUUUACAAGGUCCAAAGUUUUUCAAAGGGAACAACCAAACGGGUCCAAAGUUCUUUUAGAGGAACAACCAAACAGGUCAAAAGUUCUUCUAAGGGAACAACGAAACAGAUCAGAAGUUCUUAGAGAGGUUUGAGAGAUUUGUUUUUUCUUUUUCACGCUGCUGUUGAGUUUUAACGUGAUCUUGUGAAGAAUUUUUGUAAAUUGUUUCUCCCGACCUUCAGUGUAAAUUUAGUUCUUCUCUCAGAACAUCAUCAAAAAGGUGAGCGGUCAGAAGUUUGUCUACAAGUUUGUGAGUCAGCCGGACCCGACCCUGCCUGAGGGGGUCCGCAAUGGAGACGAGAACCAGAGGAGGGACAACACUGACCCAAACAGCCAAUCAAAAGCACUUGGGGGCACUGCAUCCAACUGUCAAUCAAAGGGCUUACCUCAGGUACGAGGUGACCUCCUGGUGUGUCCUUCAUAGAUGUUUGCUCGCUCUCUGAUGCUAACACACUCUCUGACGCUAACAUGCUCUGACUGAUAUCAAUGUUCUGGAUUUAUCCACAGCGCUCCUCGCCAAGUGGCUCACAGAAAAGCUCCCGGAACGACUACAUGAAGUCCGGCCUCUACUCCACCUUCACCAUCCAAUCACUGCAGGCCUCACCCAACCCACGGCCAAUCAAGUCAGAGCUGCUGAUACAACCAGAGCCCGCCCCCAAGGUGGACCGCACGCCAAGAGAGGUGAGUGUACAGGGAGGAGACACACCAGCAGGUGGAGCUCUACACCAAUAACCCAUGACAUCAACGCCUCCUUCCCAUACCUCCUUUUUAGUCCUUCCCCAACUCCUUUGUGUUUCCUUCCCUUACCCCCAUUUUGAUUCCCUCCCUAACCUCCUUCAUGAUUCCUUACCUAACCUUCUUUUUUUGUUUCCUUCCCUCACCUCAUUUUUGUUUCCUUCCUUUGCCUCCUUUUUCUUCCUUCCUUUACCUCCUUUUUGUUUCCUUCCCUCACCUCCUUUAUUUACCUCCUUUUUGCCUCCUUUACCUCCUUCUUUGUUUCCUUUAUUUACCUCCUAUUUGCUUCCUUCUUUUACCUCCUUUUUGCUUCCUUCUCUCCACUUUUCUUUUUUCCCUCUCCUCCUUUUUGCUUCCUUCCCUCACCUCCUUUUUGCUUCCCUUUCCACCUCCUUGUUACUUUCUUCCCUACCUCCUUUGUCCUUCCUUCCUUACCUCCUUUUUUCCCUCCUUCCUCACCUUCUUUUUGUUUCCUUCCUCACCUCCUUUCUGUUUCCUCCAUUACCUCCCUUUUGUUUCUAUCCUUUCCUCCUUUUUCUUCCUUCCUUUACCUCCUUUUGGCUACCUUCCUUUACCUCCUUUUUGUUUCUAUCCUCACCUCCUUUUUUGUUACCUUCCUUACCUCCUUUUUUGCUUCUUUCCUUACCUAAUUUUGUUUCCUCCCUCAACCCCUUUUUUUCCUCCCUCACCUUCUUUCUUGCUUUCUUCCUCACCUCCUUUUGUUUCUGUCCUUACCUCCUUUUUUGCUUCCUUUCUUACCUUCUUUUUGUUUUCCUCCCUCACCUCCUUUUUUCCUUCCUUCCUCACCUCCUUUUUGUUUCCUUCCUCACCUCCUUUUUGUUUCUUUCCUCACCUCCUUUUUUGCUUCUUUCCUUAACUCAUUUUGUUUUCUCCCUCACCUCUUUUUUUGUUUACUACCUCACCCCUUUUUUGUUUUCCUCCCUCACCUUCUUUCUUGCUUUCUUCCUCACCUCCUUUUGUUUCCUUCCUUACCUCCUUUUUUGCUUCCUUCCUCUUUUCCUUUUUGUUUCUUUACUCACCUCUAUUUUUGCAUCCUUCUCUAACUCCUCUUGUUUCCUUCCUCACCUGCUUUUUUGUUUUCUUUCUCACCUCCUUUUUUCCUUCCUUCCUCACCUCCUUUUUUGUUUCCUUCCUCACCUCCUCCUGCUCCUCCUCAGGUGGUGGUGUUAUCAGAGGCCAAGUGUCCUCCGUCAGUUUUAGGCGCUGUUGACUCUGCCCUCCAGGUGAUCGUCACUCAGCCGUCCCCGUGCCCGACCCCGGCGGUCAGCCCGCAGAUACCCGCCAACAUAAGCAGCCAAUCACAGGUCAGAGCUAAAACGUCAGGGAACCUCAGUCUAAAACCAGAACCUAGAUCAGAACAGAACCACUUUCGGAGCCGGACUCUGGUCUGAACCUUUCUCUCUCGCUGUGUUUUUUUCCCCAGAAUCCUCCUGUUCCUCCUCUGAGUGACCCUCCUCAGAUCUACCUGACCAGUGUUGGGGACCCAUCCUCCCUGGCCCCUCUCAUCCCCCUCGGUCCUGUUGGAGGCUCCAUGAGUCCUCUCCCCCCUCCUCAUGUCUCUUUGGGCCCCCAGGGGCCACAGCAGGAUGACGGCGGGGCAGGAACCAACCCGGCCAGCUUCCCUCCUCACCCUCACCCGAGUCACCCUGCUCCUCACCCGAGUCACCCCCCAUCGGUCCUCUUCAUCAUCAACCCCCCUCCCCCCCUUCCUCCUCCUCAGCAGCAGCAGCAGCAGCAGCAGCAGCAGGCGGCCAUGACGGCUGUUCCUCCAUCUGCAGCUGCUCCUUCCCCCAUCGUCAUCAAGGAAGAGAACCUGCCGUUGGAGGAGGAGCUGCUGGAGAUGGUCUCUCUGGAGGAGAAGCAGGUGGAGGAGGUGAGAGGAGGAGGAGGUCUAACAGCACGUUCACUCCUGAUCCUGCAGAGACGUGACUCUUCUGCUCCUCUCUACAGAUGCCUCAGCUAAUCUGCGACCCAGGAGAACCAGAGACCCCCCUCACCAUCGUGGAGAGUCAGGCCCCUUCCUGCAUGGAGCCCGGGGUCAGAGGUCAGCAGCCAGCAGAGGACGGAGGAGCAGAGGAGCCAAGGAAGGACACACAAGCAGGUAUCACUAACAGCGAUGUUUGUGAUUUAUAAAAACAAACUUGACGGGAGAAUGCGCGCACCUCCACGGCAGCCCUGACCCUGCCGUACACACAAAAUCUGGAGAAACAAGAAACUGUGACCCCAACAGUAGAAAGAGGAAAUUAAAAGACAGCGAAAUUAAUACAUUUGUGUGAAAUAAUCGAAUAUUACACAUUUACACAUAUCACACAUUAAGAAUAAAUUUACAAAAAUGAAGAAGGAGGAAAAAUGUAUAUUGAUGCCCCAGGGAGUGCAUGAGCAAACACACACACACACACUGCAAAUGAUUUGGUUCUUACCAGGACAAAACAAACUUAGAUUUCGAAGUGUUGGAUAAUUUCUCUUGUUUUCAGACUUAAUUUCUUAUUUGAAGUCUAAUUUUACACUUUAAUCUUAUAUCAAAUGUGACCUUAACUUUUUUUGUCUCAAAUAGGCAGGAAAUCUUCAAACGAAAAAAAUGUUCAAAACAGAGUUUAGUCAUUCUUUGCUAAUACUGGGUAUUUUUUCUCCACAUUUCUAUUAUUGGUCCAACUAAUCUUCAGCUUAAUUUGAUAAAAGUAAGAAAACAAAAUAUGUCAUUGCUUACAUUUAGUAUAGUUCACUUAUUUUGAGGCUGUAAAAAGGUUACUUUUCAAGUUAUCUCAUCUUAAUAUCAGCAUUUUAUACGUAUACUUACUAUACAUUUUUGUCCUUUUUGAGAUUUUUUGUCCUGAACAAUCUGAAUUCAAGAAAUCUUGUCAAGUGAAAUGAUCUUGCUGCAUGGACAUUUCACUUGUUUUUAGUAUCUUUUCCCUCAUAUUUAGUGUUUUUAUCUUGUUUUUAGACCCCCUUUUUUCACACAGGGUGUUCACCUGCCCUUUUAUGGGCACAAUAUGGGCAGAGUAAAGCGUUCUCUCACCUGCCACAACUUUAGAGUUGAUUGUGAUUUAUAAACGGAAACAGCUGUAGGAUGUGCGUGUGCACUCUGUUAUGAAUGUGAAAUGUUUGUGUGCACACAGUUCCUGUGUUUCUGGCGUACGCCACCUGUAGUGAUUGUUCCUAUGCACUGUUUUAUAAAUGAGGACCCUGGACCCCCUCUGUCCUAUGUUUGAGUGUUCUUGUCGCCCUGAGGUUCUUACAGGACUGGGCCGGUCUGCCAUGUGCCUCUAUCUCACGUUCUCUCUCUCUCUCUCUCUCUCUCUCUCUCUCUCUCUCUAAGAUUCCUCCGUCCCUCCUGUGACCUCAUCCUCUUCCACCACAGCCGUGACUCCUGCCGUCUCCUCCUCCCCCUCCUCAUCCUCCUCCUCUUCGGAAGCCGCUCCUCCAAAACCAAAGAAGCCACGAGGCCUGGAGCUGCCCUCCUCCCCUUCCCUCCCCCCUGGUCUCUCCUUGGAUAAGGUCUGUGGUUUCACCUUGACCUCCUCAUAGAAGGUCAUGACUGCACCUUUUAGGACUUGGUUGCAGCUCUACGCCGGGCUUUGAGUCCAAAAUUCAGACCCCAUAGAACAACGAUCACACACGGGUUAAAAAGUGAUGUUUAGCUGCAGUGAGCGCCAAAAUACGAGAUGAGAAAUAAUGAGGAGCAGCUGAUGUUGUAGAUCUAAGACAGAAAAUAGAAAAUUCAGUUUUUAAUUAAAGUCCUCAAACUCAACCUGAAGAGUUUGAUUGAUUAUCUCCCUUAUUGAUUUUUCUUUGAUUCUGUUCAGUUUAUUUCUAAUAUAAUACUCUGGAUUUGAACCCACAGCCCUGACUCUAAUCUGAGAUUCUCAUCUGCUGUUUCCCAUUUGCAGGUGAACGCAGCCGUCAACAGUUUAUUGGCUCCUGGAUCAGCCACCAACACGCUCACACCCACCGUCAUCACCUCCCACGCUCUGGUAACCCCUAACAUGUCUCACCUGUUUCAGUGUCUUACCUGUCCCACCUGUCUCAUUGUCUCACCUGUCUAACCUGUCUCACCUGUUUCACUGUCUCACUUGUCUCAGAGCCCCACCUGUCUUAUCUGUCUGACCCAUCUCAGUAUCUCACCUGUCUCAGUCUCACCUGUUUUACUUUCUCACCUGUCUGACCUGUUAACUGUCUAACCUGUCUCAGUGUCUCACCUGUCUCAGUGUCUUACCUGCCUCACCUGUCUCACUUGUCUCACUGUCUCCGCUGUCUCACCUGUCUCACUGUCCCAUCUGUCUCAGAGUCUCACCCGUCUCACCUAUCUCAGUGUCUCACAUGUCUCAGUGUCUCGCCUAUCUCACCUGUUUACUGUCUCACCUGUCUCACAGUCUGAUCAGUCUUGGUGUCCAACCUGUCUCACUGUUUCAUCCUUCUCAGUGUCCAACCUGUCUCACCCGUCUCAACUGUCCCACCUAUCUCAGUGUCUCACAUGUCUCAGUGUCUCGCCUAUCUCACCUGUUUACUGUCUCACCUGUCUCAUUUGUCUCAGUGUCUCGCCUGUCUCACUUUCUCAUCUGUCUCCAUGUCUAACCUGUCUCACCCGUCUCACCUGUCCCACCUGUCUCACCUGUCUCACCUGUCUCACCUAUCUCACCUGUCUAACAUGUCUUUCCUGUCUCACCUGUCCCACUUGUCUCUGAUGCACACAGAUGCUCUCUCUCUCUCUCUGUCUCUCUCUCUUCCUCUCCCUCUCCCUCUUUCUCUCUUUUUCGUUGUCCUCAUUAGACGGUUUGUCUCAACUAUAUCACCUGUCUCACUGUCUAACCUGUCUCACCUUCCUCUGAUACACACAGAUGCUCUCUCUCUCUGUGUCUCUCUCUCUCUCUCUGUCUCUCUUUCUCUCUCUCUCUCUCUCUCCUUCUCUUUCUCUCUUUCUCUCUCUCUUUUUCAUUGUCCUCAUUAGACAUAUUGUCUCUCUCUGUCCCCUCAGACCCCGGUCCUGUUGACCCCGAGUCCUCUUCCGUCCACCAUCCACUUCUGGAGCACGCUCAGUCCCAUCGCUCCUCGCUCCCCAGCCAAACUCUCCUUCCAGGUAAAAAACCCAACCCAUGGUGAACGGCACCAAUCCUAACAACAGCAGCGAUGAGCAGCGCUGUAGAAGACAGAAGGGGAGAGAAGAAUAGAAGAGAAAAGAACAGAGUAGACUAGAUUAGAGUGGAGUAGAGUAAUUUGGAGUGCAGUAAUAUAGAGUAGAAUAGAAGAGAGUAAUAGAGAGCACUGUAAUAUAGAGAAGAAUAGAAUAUAAUAAAGCAGAGUAAAAUAGAGUACUAUAGAGUAGAAUAGAAUGAAAUAGAAUAGAGUGAUAUAGAGUAGAAUAGAAAAGAGUAAUAUAGAGUACAAUAGAAUAGAGUAGAAUGCAGUGGAAUAGAGUAAUAUAGAAUAAAAAAGAAUACAGUAGAGUAAAGUAAUAUAGAAGAGAAAGGAAUACAGUAGAAUAGAAUAGAGUAGAACACAGUAGCAAAGAGUAAUAUAGAAUAGAAUACAGUUGAAAAGAGUAGAAUAGAAUAAAAUACAGUGGAAAAAGUGUAGAAUAGAAUAGAGUAAAAUAAAAUAGAAUAGAGUAAAAUACAGUAGGAUAGAUUAACAGAAAAGAAUACAGUAGAAUAGAGUAAAAUACAGUAGGAUAAAGUAAUAGAGAGUAUAGUAGAACACACUAGAAUAGAUGAACAUAGAAUAGAGUACAAUAGACUAGAGAUAUAUAGAAUAGAGUUGAAUACAGUAGAAUAGAUCAACAUAGAAUGGAAUACAGUAGAAUAGAAUUAAAUAGAAUAUAGUAGAAUAGAAUUAAAUAGAACACAGUAGAAUAUGGUAGAAAAGAGUAAUAUAGAGUAGAAUAGAAAACAGUAGACUAGAAUACAGUAGAAUUCAGUAGAGUGAUAUAGAGUAGGAUUGAUUAGAAGAUGAUAGAGUAAUAUACAAUAGGAUAGAAAAGAGGAGAAUGGAAAACAGUAGUAUGGAAUAGAGUGAUAUAGAGUAGAAUAGAAAAGAAUAGAGUAAAAAAGAAUGGAGUAGAAUUCAGUUGCUUAGAGUAAUAUAGAAUAAAAUAGAAUGAAGUAGAUGAGGGUAGAAUAGAAUAGAAUUCUCAAUGGUCCUGAUGUUCAGGCCCUCUGGCAGCGCUGCAUUAAAAACAGACCAGACUCUGGAGUAGAAAUCACCACAUGUGUUUUUUAUUUCAACUGCUUUGAUGUUUUUUGGAAACCAUGGAUGCUGCCCCCCCCCCCCCCCCCCUAUCUUGUUAUCAGUCCAAAUUCAACAUCCCUGAUGGUUUAGGGAUCCUCAGAGUCCAUGUCCGAGAGCGCCCCCCUCUGGUCAUUUUUCUAACAUGUGAUCCUUUUUUUUUCAGUUGAAUAGAAAUGCUCUGAAAAACAUCAAAGUCUUUUAUUGUUGUUGAAUUCAGCUGAAAAAACUCAAACUGAGGAAAAAGAGAAACCUGCUCCUGAGUGAACGGACUCACAGACAGGUUUCCUUCAGGGACAGGAGGACAUCUGAGGAACCAUCAAAGUCCAAGUCUGUAAUCCAGAUCAUCAGAAUCAGGGACAGAUACAAGAUUAGUCCUUCAACCAGAUUCAGAGACUCAUAUAUCCUCUGACAAAAACACACAAACACACACACACUGUGCUCUGCAUGUGACCCAGGUUUCUCUCUCUCUCUCUCUCUCUCUCUCUCUCUCUCUCUCACUCACACACACACACACACACACACACAGGUCUGGUCUCUCUGCAGGGUUCUGGCUCUGUUUUUUUCUCCAUCUGUUCUCUAAAAACAGAAAAUUAUUAAAGAUUCAGUUCACACAAAUCCAAUCCUACGUGACUCCCUAAAAAAUUUAGCGUCUCUUUUUGACAGAAUCAGACUCUUUAAAAACCAAAAACUCUCCUGAAUAAAAGUGAGACCAUUAGGCGCUCAUGUCAGUGUGGGAAAUCUCAGCUCCCUGAAUCUUAAACUCUCUGAUUUGGGUUAUAAAACAUUUGAUUUGCUUCUUCUCCCUCUCUGCCCUUGUUGGCUGGUGUAAUGACACUUUGUCGCCCCUCUGUGGUGUGUUUGGAUAUUACUGGAUGUGAACAAAAAUCAUUCAGCUUUGAGGAGAUCAGUCAUACAAAGCCCUUCUGGUGACAUAGGAGAAAAAAAAAAUUAAUGUGUGGCCACGAGAUAAUUCAACUUAAGUAGCGGAAUCAUCCAGGGGGAAGUUUGUUUGAUUCUUGCAGCUCUGGACCCUGAUGCCUCAGCCAUCCGUCUAUCCACAACACUAAAGCUACCCUCAUUCAUUCAGCAUCACCAACACUGACAUGUCAGGCUUCACGUAGUCCACUGUCCCUGUGCACUUGAGUCAAUCUAAGGGACUAAUCAAGUUUACAUUUACAGAGUUCGGUGAAGUUGAAAAGAUAUUCACAGAUUCGGACUUCCAGGAUCAAUAAAGGUCCUUACACACUGGGGCUGACACGAAUAUGGGGCGCGAAAUCAUCAUCAAUAUUCAGAGGCGAAUUUUGUUGCGCCUGACUAUACACAUCAAGCCCGAUGCAAUUUUGAGACUUUCGGGGAAGAAAAAGACGCAUCCCAGGGAAGACUUUUCCCGGGGAAAGUCCCGCCUCCUUCGCCUCUGAUUGGCUAGAAAAGCUGGAAACGUCAUCACACGCUCAAGCCAAACGGUCAGCACUUAUAGCCAAUCAGAGGCGAAGGAGGGCGGGACCUUCCCUUAACAACCAACGUCCCGGGUGGAAGCAAGAGGACAAAAAUGGAGUCUACUUCAACUUCAAGUGAUGGCGAAUUGGUACUUCUUUUGCUUUCUCAAAAGAAAAAGAAACUUAGCACAUGGGUGCAUCCAAUAUUAAAAAAAAAAAGAAGAGCACUUGGUGAGUUUCACUGCUUGGCUCAGGAGCUGAAACUGUACCACGGUCGCUGAUUGUUUUCAGUUCUGAUUAGACAUUAGUGUUGAGAUGGCUUUCUGUCAUGAUAGCAAAUACUGAGUCGGGGCCAGUACCAGAUAAGCACAUGAAACUAUGGUAACAACUGUAAGCUUAUGUUAGCACAGAUGAAAGUUAAAACAAAGACGUUAAGCAAACUGUUAAAGCACACAAACCAUUGUCAUAUGAGAGAUUCGAUGCUAUGACUCCCCACAAGUUGUCCUUCAGGUUGUUAUCUUUGUAAUGUUUUUGUUUUUUUAUCAAAAAGCACUCUGUUCUCUAACAUGUAAACAAUCAGCCGGUCGGAUAUGUUGGAUAUGUUGGAUAUACCGGUGAAUCUGACAUCGCAACAACACGAAAUCUGAUUGGUCAGAAGUGGACACACAGUAUGCGAAACUUUAGAAAAAUCAACCAUGAUCUGAAAAAAUAAAUGCCGCAAUAUCGCAGGACGGGAAAACAUUGCUGAUGUGAACGCUUGUAUUGACAGGAUACGGGUUUUGAAAUAAUAAAUUAACGUCCGAAAUAAUCGCACGACAAAAACAGUCUGGUAUGUAAGGACCUUUACUCUGAGAUGAAACGCUGUCCAAACAUAAAUAGAGACGCACCGAUCCAUUUUUUUCCAAUCCAGUCCAAUACCAAUACCUAGGCUGAGAAUAUCGUCUGAUAGCUGAUACUGAUCCGAUGCUACUGUUAAAUGAAUGAACUGUUUACCUUACCCUGAGAGAGAAGGCAUCAGGCUUGACAUUGGCCUUGUUAAAAAAAAAAGGUAACAAAUUAACACAGAUUGACUAAUUAUUAUUUAAUGACAAAUAAUAAAUUGCACAUUAGCACACAGCAAAAUGAAGAAAGAAGUAAGACUUCCAUGUAUUAAAAGAAAAAAAAAGACUGGAUCGGCAUCAUCCAUCCGAUAUCAAAGCCGAUAUCCGAACCAAAUAACGGAUUGGUGCAUCCCUAAACACGAAUGAUGCCUGUUUCAUGUCGUAAUACCACAGACUACUAGCUACAAGAAUCAAAAACCAGCUUGUUACAAAAACAAGCCGUUCUUCAAGCUGGAUGAAUAAUAGUGAUUGCUAUGCGCAGCCGGUGGCCAGGCAAGUGUGCAGGGAUCGUCUGCAAAUUGCAAUACAAGCUAAAGACGCUGCAAACAACAAUCAAUAGCUCCACUGUCAUACAGUACAGAGACCCUUGGUAUGUGUGGUGAUUUUGGAGUCUCUGUACUGUAUAACAGUGGAGCUAUUGAUUAAUAUUGGAAGAUAUUAAUGAUUAAUCUCACUUUAAAAAAAAAAACCUAACAUUAUAAAAAAGCACAUUUUUUUAAACACAGCUGUUGUAGUAUGAGCGUAAGGAGACCCUUGGUGUGUUUGGUAAUUUUGGAGUCUCUGUGCUGUAAAACAGUGGAGCUAUUGAUUUUUUGUUUGCAGCAUCUUGAUCUUGUAUUGCAAUUUGCAGACAGUCCCUGCGCACUGUGUACACAAAGCAAUCAAUAUUAUUCAUCCAGAAGAAUGGCCUGUUUUUGUAACAAGCUGGUUUUUGAUUCUUGUAGCUAGUAGUCUGUGCUAUUACGACGUGAAAGAGGCGAUAUUUGUGUUUGGACAACGUUUUGGCUCAGAGUUGUUGAUCCUGGAAGUCUGAAUCUGUGAAUAUCUUUCCAACUUCACCGAACUCUGUAAAUGUAAACUUGAUAAGUCCCUUAGAUCGACAUGUGCAUUGACUCAAGUGCACAAGGACAGUGGACUACGUGAAGCCUGACAGGUGUUGGUAAUGCUGAAUGAAUGAGGGUAUAGUCCAGUUGGACAGAGGGGGUUCAGUGCACCCCCUGAGAUAUAUUUCUAAUCAGUGUUUUUCUAUAGGAAAAAAUGUGCUGAAAAUGAUGAGCUAUGACAAAAAGUUCUCAGAAUGUCCCAUCUGCCCCAAAACCCCCAAAAACCACUUUUUGGUACAUGACUCUAGCGAAAUUGUGUUAAGGCAAAUAUUAAUUCACUAAAAGUCUAAAAUUUGGCAUGGGGUAUCCUGAGACAUAGGGUUAAUGUUGGGUCUAAAACCUGCAACAAAUGUCUGAAAACACAUAAAGAAGAGAAAGACAAUGGUUUAGAUUUUUACUCGAGGAGAAUGACAGAGACAGUCUCAGGUACAAUCUCAAAACCACUCUGGAGGUAUUUCUGUCCAGUCUCUUUUAUUUAGGGUUGUCCCUGGUUACACAAUGUUACUAAAGGAUGGGGGAAAAAUAUGUGCAGCAACGUAAGCACUCUCAUAAAACAUAAUUAUGAACAACAGAUAAUAUGUGAGGGCAACAUUGUUGACAUUAAACGAGCUCCUUCUGAUAGGAGCGGAUCCUCCUCAUUACUUCCCACGAUUCACAGUGGAGGAUACAUCACACACAUACCUGCUAAUAAGAGAAACAAGGUCACAGAGAAGUUAAGAAACACUCAUGUGCUGUGUAAUAAAGCUAUUGGAGAGAGAAGUUAGAAAACACUCUUAUAUGAUGUGUAACAAGAGGUCAAAACAGUUCAUACUUGCAGCAAACUCUUAAAUAAGAAUUUGAGUAAGAUGAUAACUUCUAUAUACAUUUAUACACAUUAUUCUGACAGUUAAGUAGCCCAAUAGGAUUUUAGGACCUGCUACAACUGUAUUCAUAAUUAUGACCAACAUCAUCCCCAGAAACACAAAAAAUAUACUGUCCGCUUGACAAAUAAUAACAAAGAUGAUUAAUUUCCAGCACUUUAUGGUGAAUAUCACUGCCUCAUAUGUUGAUAUAUAUAUAUAUAUAUAUAUAUGUAUAUGUAUAUGUAUAUGUAUAUGUAUAUAUAUAUAUAUAUAUAUAUAUAUAUAUAUAUAUAUAUAUAUAUAUAUAUAUAUAUAUAUAUAUAUGUAUAUAUAUAUAUGUGUAUAUAUAUAUAUAUAUAUAUUUCCGGUAUGAGUCCCACGCAAGUGUUGAUACAUGAGGCCCCUGGUGACCUGGUCUGUCUCAGUCCUUUUCCAGGUUUGGACUGAUGUCCUGGUCUUGGUCAGUCGUGAAAAUUGACGCUUUCUUUCUCUGUUUCUCUCCAUAGUUUCCCUCGAAUGGCAGUAAUCAGAUCCACAUCCCGGCUCUGAGCGUCGACGGACUCUCCACCCCCGUGGUUCUCUCUCCUGGACCCCAGAAACCCUGAUCACCUCACGCCGGUCCUUAGCUGACUCAGACCUGACCUCGCCGCCUGGAGGUUUGAAGGAGAACUGCACCUGGGAAUCACACGGUACAUUUGCGCUGUGGGCUGACUGGGAGGUUUGAUGGUUUUAUUGGGAUUUUCUCAGCUGGAUGGGGAUCUUUUUCUGGAGGGUGUCUGGGCCUCAUCCUCUGUGAAUUCUUCAGCCUUUCUCCUAAUUUCUGCAGUGGUGCUCAAACACUCUGUGGAGGAGUCACGGCGCUGCACCUGAACGCAUCACGAAGCGCCAGCAGACAGGAAGUGGUGAUUUUAAAGAUGGCGGCUUAAGGUUUGUUUCUGAGGAUGAACCUUCCUGUUUGUGUUUUUAGGAGGUUUUUUGUGGUUUUUACUGGAAAUCUUUGAAGCUCUGUGGAGGAUUUUCUCUCUGACUGCUGAUGAAUGGAGGACCUGCGGGCCAGUCUCGUCCUUCGUCUCCAUGGAAACAGGAAAAACUUUUUUUUUUUGCAUUUAUUUAUUCCGGACUCGUCCCGGUUUCCUCUCUCUCUUCACUCCUAGAUGAACAUUUUUGAACGAGUCGACUCUGAAGGGUUUAUUUCCUCGCUCUUACGGGCGCUUUUUAAGGCCACGCCUUCCUUAAAGUUAUGCAUGGCCUGUUAUUGGACCGAACUCCUCUUCAUCAUUUUGGACUAACCAAUCAGAGAGGAGUGUUGAUGAUGACGAUGAGCGGGGUUUUUAAACAGCCAAGUUCUCUCUCUCUCUCUGGAGUCUCUUCACGUGACAGAUUGUAUAUUUUAUAAAAGUCUGAUUUAAAAACAUUCAAAGAUUGGAGGAUUAAAAACUGUUUUUAAGGAGGCCAUGCCUCUCUGGAGGGUUUAAAGGCUGGACAGAAAUGUUUGUUUUAUUGAUAGGUGAUCGGUUAUUGGUUUAUUUUCAUUCCUGACGUUCAGUAGAUUUUCAGCUGCUCUCUCUGUUUCCUGUUUUUUGUUCCUACAGCCUCGGACUCGCUGUGUUUUUAAUCUGCAGCCGCCGUCGUGAUGUCGACCGCGAUUUCACGAGCCGGCGUUUUUCAAAAAGCAACAUUUCAAAGAUGAUGGCGUUUAACUGAGAGGAGGGAGGUUUUCAGGGUUCAAGUCAGAGCAGUCCAGAUUGACUGCCUGUUUCUGAACAUCCAAACAUGUAAACCAGGUUUUAGUUCUUCAGUCCUCACAGCGGAAAUGCUGAAUGUAUGACAUUAAAAUUAAAACUUCACAAUUCAGGAGAAAAGUCUUUAAAUCUAAAGAUUAAAGUCAUAAUUAUUCAAAAUUAGAACUUUAGAUUCAAAGGUUUAGUUUGUAAAUUCAAGUUAUAAAUUCACCAGAUUAAAUUUAGACAUUUGUCUAAGAGUGAAGGUCGUUUUACAGAAAAAUGUUUGAACACUUAAUUUCACAAAACUGACAAGAAUGGUGUUGUGAACAUUUGAGAUGAAAGUUUGAGUUUAAACUUUUAGAUUUCAAAGAGAGAGAAAGUUUAAAAUAGUAGAAGUUAAAUUUGAUUUAAUGAGACUUUAACAGUUUAAGAGUUUAGGACUUUGACUCCGUGGAUCUGUGCCUCAGUUUUUCUGCACCAGUCCUGAGGAUUCAGCUCCACCCUGCUUCACCAUCAGACCGUCUCUAGAGUCAAAUUUGACUUUUUUUACAUAAAUUUGAGACUAAAGUCACAAGUUUAGUCUUUAAAUCUCAAUGUUUUUGCCUCAAAGCGGCCCUAAUACUCGGUCCUGAGUCCUCUCGUCACCUCUGGACAUCUAAACCCGGUCUCUGUGACUGAGUCAACGUUCACACCUGCAGCUCAUGUGGAAAAUUUCUGUAAAUUUUUAGGAGUUUCUGUCGAGUGUGAAAAGAGGCUUCAGAGUCCCUGCAGUCAGGGGAUUUACCUGUUUGAAUUCAUUAAAGUCUCCUGGCAGAGCUGACCUCUGAUUGGACGGUGACUCCAGGUCACCUGUGAUUCCCCUUCCAGGUGGCGAUUUUUUUGCUUUCCUACCAUCCUACGAAAAAAUAUCCUGUCCAGGUGUGUAAAUUGAAGCAACAAUCAGAACCCGACAAAGUGCCACAAAAGAAGCUGCACAUUUUCUACAAACACUUUGAUUUCUCGGAGUCCGAACGUCAUGGAUGGCUUUCGGUUUUCUUGUCGUUGUUGCUGUUGUUGUUCUCGUUUAUGAUGCUAGCUGAAUUCUGUUGUUGCCAUAGUAACCUGACCUGACUGUUGUUAUUCUCGUUAUUGUUGUUGCUGCGGAGCCGAAGCUCCCCAUGAUGAAGCUGUUAACGUGUUUCUAUGCUCAUGUGUGACGAUGAGGCUCACACAAACACGCACACACACACACACGUCAGGAACUGAGUGGUGCUGAGAGUCACUGUUUCAGGUUGGAAAUGCUGGUUUCGCGGUUUAAGAGGAGUUAAGAGACUUUUUGUGAAACUGAACUUGAAUAAUUCAGUGAUCUCAGCUCCAGCUCUGUUCCUGAUGGCGCUGUGAUUUCCCAGCCUCGGCGGUGACGUAAACGCAGCACCAAGCCAUUGUGUUCGACUGUUCUUUACAGCACGACUCUAUUUUUCUAUCAGAGACGGCAAGUUUUUAUCUACAUGAAUGAGUUAAAAAGAGCAACGAAGCCUUUCAGCCGGGGAAAAAGACGGUUUUAAAAGAAAUCAUCCAGACGACGAACAAAAAGCCAUUUCUUAAAAAAAAAAAAAAAAAAAAAAAAAAACAUUGAGUGUGACAUCUUUAACGUUUCUCUCACCAGCAGAACAUGAAGAAUGUUUUUAUAUCGAUUAGUAACUGCGUUGCAUUCUGGGUGAUGUCCAGAUUCACUUUUUUUAUAUGCCACAUUACACUGUAAAAAAUUAUGUGCCACUUAACACAGCAGCAAAAUAACAACAACAAAAGUAAACCAGAGAACGAAGAGCAUCUAUGAUCUCUAGUUCUACGUGGAAAGGACAACUGGACUGACUUGAGACGUUUCAAGUCUCAAGCAUCUCAGACUUCUCAAGUCAGUCAAGUUGUCCUUUCCAAAAGAGUGUUAGAUUUUGAUCGAUCAGACCUCAGGACAGUCCCUCCUCCCCUCAGUCCACCUUUAAAGGGAUAUUGCGGCGUAAAAUUAAUUUAGGGUUAAACACACCCUAACACAGAAUUAGACACUCCCUCCAGAGAUGAAUGUUGCUGACCGCUUGCUUCUCUAGUUAUACCAACUUUAGUAGCGACUGCAGGAUUGCAAUACACAGCGGUCUGAGGAGCCAUAAACAAACCUCAACCAAAACACCACUCUAUAGUCACAAAUAAUGCUCAGAACAGUUCCCAACUUCAUCAACAGGACAUAUAGGGUCCCAGCCAUAGUACUAUAUUCAGAGUUGUUCUAACUCCUAAGAAAACAAACUAAAGCGGGGGUGUUUCUUUACUUCUGUAGUCUAUAAGCUGGGCCAAGAAACUUCUACUGUUGUAAAAUGGAAGGUAAGGGUGUUUUCAUUGAGCCGAAUUAUCAAUAAAAUCAUGAUUUUGUUAACAGGUAUGGAUAUACACUACAGGCCAAAAGUUUGGGAGCAAGAUCAGAUUUGUACAAAAAAAGAUCAUAGUUUCAUAUAUAUCAUUUGCAACACAAUAAACAUGACUAUUGUGUAAAGAGUAACUUAUCAGAAGACUUUUUGUCUAUAAUUAUUAGGUAUUUGAGUUAUUGUUGCUUUGACUUUGCUUUCUUUAAAGUAAUCUGCUCUGGCUUUGAUAACAGCUUGGCGUAUACCGGGCAUUCGAUCCACAAGUUUUUUAGGGUAUGUUUCAGGGAUUGCAUUCCAAGCUUUUUUAAGUUCAUUAAAAAGAGACUGCUGAUUUCAUGGGACACGUUUUUCUGACCGAUCGAUCCAAUUCAUUCCGCACAAGCUCAAUUGAGAAAGGUCUGGAGACUGAGGGGGCCAAACCAUCUUUUGAAGAACACCUUCCUCUUCUUUUUUGUCUGGGUAACCCUGACAGAGCUUGGCAGAGUGCUUAGGGUCAUUGUCUUGCUGCAAAACAAACUUAUGAGCCACAAGUCUGAGUCCAGAUGGAACAGCAUGGUGCUGGAGGAUGGAGUGGUACUGUUCCUUCUUCAUGAUUUACUUCAAACAAAUCUCCUACUCCAUCACCUGAUAAACAUCCCCAUACCAUGGAACUACCACCUCCAUGCUGAAUUGUGGGUGUAACAUAUGGUGCUUUCAGAGGUUCACCAGUUUGUCUGCGGACAUAGGCUCUGCGUUUUGAACAAGACAGUGCAAACGUGUUUCUAGUCAUCCUAAGUCCAAUUUUUGUGAGCUUUUGCCCACUCAUAUCUCUUUUUCUUGUUCUGUGGAUGAAGUAGUGUUUUUUGCAGAUACACAACCCUUCAGACCAGCCUCUCUCAAACAUCAUUUCACAGUUGUCAGAGAUAUGGGUUUCGACAUUGUCAUGUUGAUUUCCUCCCUUAUUUUUGGUGCUGUCUUUUGCCGAUUACUCCUGAUCUCGGCCUGUAAUGGCCUUGCUUCCAAACUUUUGGCCUGUAGUGUAUGUGCUGUCGAGUUAGUACAUUUGAACAAGAGCACAGUAAAGUUAAAUCAACUUAUUUUCCAAUGAGGUUCUGUUACUAAACAAAACUACACCAUAAUCUACUGAUGUUAGUACAUAUAGGGUCCCAGCCAUAGUACUAGCCAACAAACAUCUUUUUAACUUUGACUAAUUUCUUUAACAAAGAGACUAAACACAACUCACCUACUCUCUUACAGCAGCCGUUUGUCUGUAGUGAGACCUCGGGCCAGUCCAUUACGGACUGCAGCAGGGUAACACAGCUCAAGGAAGAACAUUUAUGAUCAUUUCUUUAUCAUUUCUUUAAGGUAAUAAUCAUCAUUUUAAUUAGGGAUAUUUGGAUCAGAUAUCGGCUCCGAUAGUGACAAAUUUACUGGAUCGGAUAUCAGAUGGAUGACGCUGAUCCAGUCUUUGUUUACUUUUAACUUGUGCACCCCUUGGGACUGUUUUGGUCCUUUGUAACUGUAAUUUUUUGGAUAAUUUUGGCUGUGAUGAUGCAAAUGGCAUGAAAGUUUGUCAAAGUGUGUAAUUUUAGGUGCAAUUUAAUUUUUUUUUUUCUUCCUUUGACCUUUUUUGCAUGUGAGCAAUUUUUAUUACUACAGUAGACACUUCUAAGGACCGAAACCGUCCCAUUGACUCCCAUUAAAACAUGUUUUCUUCAAUACACUGCCAAUGCAGUAUAAUUUUUGGAUAUUUUUUUUCAUGUACACCUAUUCCUUGAGAGUCAAACUGUGUUUUUUUAUGCCGACCAGCAGAUGGCGUCAUUUUGCUUUUUUACUGCCAUACCCUUUAGAACCAGAGGGGCACUGUUUUCCCUUUUUCACAGAGCUGGUGUAUUUCAUGCAGAUAGAUAGAUUGAUAGAUACUUUAUUGAUCCCAAACUGGAAAAUUCUCAUGUUACAGCAGCAAAAAAAUACAAAAUAAAAUUAAAUAUAAUAAGAAGUAUGUACAAUGCAGACUAAAAAUACUAAAUAUAUACAAUAAAAACAGGCUAUAUAUACUAAACAUCCUAAGAGAAAAAAUAAAUUCAAUAAAAAUUGUUUAGGUGUGUUUUAAGGACAUCAUGGAUUAUGUGCAUGAGUUUUCAUGAAUUACUUGUGUGUGUGUGUGUGUGUGUGUGUGUGUGUGUGUGUGUGUGUGUGUGUGUGUGUGUGUCCAUAUGCAGAAUAGCCAAAAUCCUUCCAGAAACAGCGGCAGUUGUACAAUCUGCACCUGCACUUUCCUUCUGUGUGUGUCUGUGUGUGUGUGUGUGUGUCUGAUUGUGUGUGUGUGUCUGAUUGUGUGUGUGAGAGCGAGCGCACGUGGUUCAUAGCGGGCACCUGAUUGAUGUGCGUGUGUAAAAGCAAGCAAGGAAGGAAGGAAGGGAUGGAUGGUGUGUGUGUGUGUGUGUGUCAGCGAGCGAGCGCACAAGGUUCAUAGUGGGCAACUGAUUGAUGUGCGUGCGUAAAAGCAAGGAAGGGAUGGAUGGUGUGUGUGUGUGUGUGUGAGAUUGUGUGUUCGUGCAUGUGUGAGCGCAUGCACGAGGUUCAUAGCAGGCACCUGAAGAGGGAGGGCUUCAUCGAUGUGCGUGCGUAAAAGCGAUGGAUGGAUGGAUGGUCUGUGUGUGUGUGUGUGUGUAUUAUUCAGCACUACAGAAAAAAUACAAAUCCUUUCAAAUCAAUUUUCUCAUCAAUGUUUACCAAUGCCAUGCUCUAAUAAUCAAAAGUUUAAAAAAACAAUUUGCAUUUAUAGGAUGGAAAAUAAUUCACCAAGUGUGUUUUGACUUAAAAUGAUGUAUCAGCUUUUUACAAAAAAAAUUGGCAUUUAUGGGGUUUAAAUAAAAAACCUGAAUAAAGUUUUGCUCUUUAUGAUUAGGUUAUAAGCAUAGACUGUAUAUAGAAUGGACAGAGUCUGCCUCCUCACUGGUUGAAGCCACUCCGAGAACAGCACCCUCUGUUGAUGGGCUGCAGUAUAGGUCAUAAAUCCCGCCUCCGCCAGCAAAUUAUGUAGCUGUGGACAAACUUUAGAAAUUUAUUACACAGAACAUAAAUUUUUCUCCCCCCUGCUUGUGAUGUUGACAUGUAGUUAUUGUAAGACUGGUUUGUGCUCAAGUCCUCUUUUUUUCUGUGAAGCUCCGUUUAUAAAAGUUAUUAGGGGGUUCAUGUUGGCUAUGAUUGACACCUGAUACAGCCUAUGGGCGUUCAAGGAUUGCGUAGCUCUCCCGGGGGACACGCUGUUUGAGCGUCAUCACAGCAACUCUCUGCGACUGCGUGGCCGAAUGCGCGCAUUGCUACUGCGCAGCGCUGGUUUCAGGAAAUGAAGGAAUAUCCCGGAAAUACCGAGAGCUUUUUGGCUUCAAAUCCGUAUACAGGCGGUAGGCGGAACCAAGUUGUCCAUAGUAUAUACAGUCUAUGGUUAUAAGUCAAUGAUGGCAGCCAAAAAAAAAAAAAAAAUUAAUAUAUUUAUUUAGACCCUAUUUCUACUCCAGCAAAAUGGAGGGGACCGUUUCGGUCCCUUAAAGGUGUUAAUUGAGGUUUUUUUUAUUAUUCAACACUACAAAAAAAAAAUACAAAUCUUUUUAAAUCAAUUUUCUCAUCAAUGUUUACCAGUCCCGUGCUCUAAUAAUAAAAAGUUUUAAAAAAACAAUUUGCAUUUAUAGGAUGGAAAAUAAUUCACCAAGUGUGUUUUUUGACUUAAAAUAAUAUCGGGUUUUUACAAAAAAGACGGGCAUUUAUGGGGUUUAAAUAAGAAACCUGAAUAAAGUUUUGCUAUUUAUGAUUAGGCUACAAGUCAAUGAUGGCAGCCAAAAAAAAUAAAUUAUAUUUAUUAGACAUAUUUCUACUUCAGCAAAAUGGAGGGGACUGUUUCGGUCCCUAAGAGGUGUUAAUUGAAGUUUUUUUUAAUUAUUCAAAGCUACAGAAAAAAUACAAAUCCUUUACAAUCAAUUUUCUCAUCAAUGUUUACCACUCCCAUGCUCUCAUAAUCAAAAGUUUAAAAAAAAAUUUGCAUUUAUAGGAUGGAAAAUAAUUCACCAAAUGUGUUUUUUGACUUAAAAUAAUAUCGUCUUUUUACAAAGAAGACUGGCAUUUAUGGGGUUAAAAUAAAAAACCUGAAUAAAGUUUUACUCUUUAUGAUUAGGUUGUAAGUCAAUGAUGGCAGCCAAAAAAAAAAAGUCAUAUAUUUAUUUAGACCAUAUUUCUACUGCAGCAAAAUGGAGGGGACCGUUUCGGUCCCUUAGGGGUGUUUAUUGAAGUUUUUCUUAGGGGUGCACAAGGGUUAUUAAUUAUUUUUUUCAAUACAUGGAAGUCUUACUUAUUUAUGCUGUGUGCUAAUGUGCAAUUUUUUAUUUGUCAAUAAAUAAUACUUAGUAAAUUUAUAUCUGUGAUAAUUUGUUACCUUUUUUUAACAAGGCUAAUGUCAAGCCUGAUGCCUUCACUCACAGGGCGAGGUACACAGUUCAUUCAUUCAACAGUAGUAUUGGAUCAGUACCAGAUAUCGGCCGAUAUGCUCAGCCCAGGUACUGGUAUCAGAUUGGAUUAGAAAAAAUGUAUUGGUGCAAAUCUAAUAUUAAUCAUUUCGCACUGCAGGCACGGUAGUUAUUUUGUCUUAGCGUCUCGGUCUGAUUAUAUUUCCAUAAAGAAAUGAUCAUAAAUGUUCUUCCUUCUGCUGCGAAACCCUGAUGUAGUCCGUAAUGGACUGGCCUGAGGUCUCGCUACGGACAAGCGUCUGCUGGAAGAGAGUAGGUGAGUUGUAUUUAGCCCUGUUUCAUUGAUGAACGUUUCAUCCAAAAGAACUAAACUGUGAACGAUGUGAACUGAAUCACUCUGAGACCUGAUUCUUUCCUUUCUCAGUUCAGUUGAGCUCAGCCACAAGCUUAAGAAAUUCUUCAAAGUUAAAAAGAUGUUUGGUGGCUAGUACUAAGGCUGGGACCCUAUAUAUACUGUUGAUGAAGUUAGGUGCUGUUCUGGGCAUUAUUUUUGGCUAUAGAGUGGUGUUUUGGUUGAGGUUUGUUUAUGGCUCCUCAGACCGCUGUGUAUUACUAUCAUGCGGUCGUUACUAAAGUUGGUAUAACUAGAAAAGCAAGCGGUGUGCAACAUUCAUCUCUGGAGGGGGGGUCUAACUCUGUGUUACGGUGUUUGACCCUGAAUUAAUUUUACGAUGAAUUAUCCCUUUAAACGGACUCUGGUCUUUCUGGAUCUUGUCUCUAUCUGGUUUCUCCUUUAAUGAUUUGAACCGCGUCACAAUCUGCUGCAAGGUGUUCCGAAUUAACACCUGUAAAAACCGGCACAACAUUUUUCACACCUGUGCGCGUGCACAUCUCAGCCCCUGAAGGUGUAAGGGCCGCCACCACCAAUGUGUGAAUCAGAGGCGGCUGCAGCAUCGUGCCGAUCCCCGCAGAGACUUGCAGCUCGGAUCGCAGGUCUGCUCUUGUUUUAAACUCACAGCUUUGGACAGGAGACCUUCUCGUGUUUUCAGCCUCACGUUUCGCACGCGCUCAGACGGGCCUUCGACGGAGUUAACGUGCUAACCUGUUCCCACCUGCUAAUUGUUUUGAUUAAAGCGGAUCUUCAUCUGGAGCUUUCUGUCUGAUCAGCUGUGUCUCCACGGAAACAAACAGCUGCUGUUGCCAUGGAGAUGACUUUGGCGUCAGGGUUUUUUCAGAAUAAGAGUCUUAUUUCAUGACAGAUUUGAAAUGCAGUGACAGCAAUGUAUUCUGGGACUUCUUUACUCCUCUGACCUCUGCUUUGGUUUGAUGAUGAAACCACGUGGCCUAAAGCGUUUCUGAGUCUGCUCCUCUGUGAUUGGUCGACAUCUCUGACAUGAUGAGACACGCCGUCAAAGGCCGAGAGAAAGCAAACAUGAACUUCCUGUCAGAGGUCAGGAUGCUUAAUCACGCCACGAGAGAUGAAAUUACGAAUUUUGAAGGGCUGACCUCGUCGUGGAUCACUUGACUUGCUUUCAGCCACGUACUUGGUCUCUGUCCCAUGAUGCUUUGCAGCAGGAUGACAUCAGACAGAAAGCUCUGUGUAAACAUGUUUUCUAUAUUUUUUGUACAUAAGUGAAUCUAUAAUCUGAAUCUAUAUAUUCUGUACCUGUGUGAAGGCCCCACCUGUUUCUGUGGCCUAUCGUCCCUGUCAAAUCCAGCAUGACCCUGCCCCUCCUCGGCUGUGAUUGGCAGAGAGUUUAUUGAUGUAAAGGGGCGGGGCCUGCUCUUAUUUUUCUGAGACAGAGCUCUUGUUGUUUCUCGUGUCGUUUACUGGAUAUUGAAGAAAAGAGAAGCUAUUUUUUAUGGACAUAACUUUAGUUUCUGUUUGUGUAACUGUUUCAGAUGAUCCUCUGCUUUUCUACAAACACACCCACACACACACACUGAGGACGAGUAUGAGAAUAAAAUAUUUUGUUCUGUA